AUAAAAGCUCGGAUGCAUCCCGCCCGGCGCGAUCAUUUCCGCCGGUGGAGUUCUAGGGAGAAUUUAUUCAAGUUCAUCAGUGGGUGUUCUGUUAAAAGCAGUCAUGAGGAUUAUUAUAGAGGAGCAUCCUUCCCUUCUCGAUGUGUCCGAACUGCUGCGGCCGGAGAAAAAAUUCGCCGACAAGGACCUGUCUAAAUUUCGUGAUUACACCGUGAACGAUGGCGAUCCGCUGAGGGAGCGCGUCCGGAGAACGUAUCGGUUAAUGCACACAAAUCAAACGGUCGAUUUUGUUGAAGGACGCCACGAGGAUUGGCUAAAGUUCGACCACUUCAAGGCCACUAUUCGGGUGGCACUGGAAAAGCUGAAUGAUCUUGUUGAUGAAUCGGAUCCGGACUUGGACCUCCCGAACAUCAUUCAUGCGUUCCAGACGGCGGAGCGCGCCCGACUAGAUUACCCCGAGUUUGAUUGGCUCCACCUGACCGGAUUGAUUCACGAUUUGGGCAAAGUGAUGGCGUUCUUUGGUGAGCCUCAGUGGGCUGUUGUCGGGGACACCUUUCCCGUGGGCUGCGACUGGGGUGACAGCAUUGUGUAUCGGGAUGAAAGCUUUGUGGACAAUCCAGACGGGUGGAAUCCGAAGUACAAUACAAAAUUUGGAAAGUAUGAACCAAACUGUGGACUGGAUAAGCUGACAAUGUCCUGGGGACACGAUGAAUAUCUGUACCGAGUUUUGGUGCACAACAAGAGUACGCUCCCGGAACAAGCGCUUCAAAUGAUUCGCUAUCAUUCUUUCUAUCCGUGGCAUUCAGGAGGAGACUAUAGCCAUCUCACCACAGAGAAGGAUGAACAGACGAAGCAGUGGGUUCUUCUCUUCAAUCGUUACGAUUUAUAUACCAAAUGCACGACCAUCCCCGACCUGGACGCUCUGUGGCCAUAUUACCAGGGCUUGAUUGACAAAUAUAUUCCGGGGGAAUUGGAGUGGUGAAAUGUUGUAACAAAAGCUAGUAUUUGAUUGUACUGUGUUUUUUAAAGUUUAUCAUUUAGUAUCCUGUUAGAAAAAGUCUUGAGGAUUAUAAUAGAGAGGAUGGAGUUUCAGUGUUAUACAGUUGGGGAAAUCAUGUGUAUUAUUGACGAAAAUCGGUUAGUUUAUAAUUGCCAACCAUUAUCAAUUAUGGAGCGGUUCAGAGAUAUUCGUUAAUCUAAAUCCCCUAGUGCGUGUAUUGUCGAAUAUGUUACUGCGAAUUGUUUGAUAAAAAAAAUUAGGCUAAUAUCUUGCAAUCUAUGUAAAUAUAAAUAAACAAAAUUAUCAUACAAAAAUUGCCGUUGCCUAAUAAAAUUGUGUUUGAAUUGCUACCGCAGAAGUAUUCCAGUUGUUGGAUUUGAUUUCAACUCACAACGAUUAGGAUAAUUAAUUUUUACAAUUUAGAUAAUUCAUUUUUACAUGCUGAAACAAAUUCCAGUCAAAACGGUCCGCUAGAUGCUGAGGUAAACGUGCCACCAACUGAAAAAACAUGGCUCCGAGCAAAACGCGUUUAAAGAUUCGUACAUCAAUGCCGAUGAGGUACAGAGUUGUUAGCGCAGCAAAGGUUUAUUUGAUAAAGAGAACGAUACAAUGAUGAUGAUGUUGAAUUAGAGAGACUUUAAACUCUGGGAGUUCAUUAGUCUCUGCAACGAUACAAGGUUAGGUUAGGUUUUUAGAUUAAAGAGACUUUAAACUUUUCA
Molecule: messenger RNA, 1719 nt
Organism: Toxorhynchites rutilus septentrionalis
Lineage: Eukaryota; Metazoa; Arthropoda; Insecta; Diptera; Culicidae
Product: inositol oxygenase
Exons: 6
Coding region: 104-982 (292 amino acids)
Biological process (GO): inositol catabolic process
Cellular component (GO): cytoplasm
Molecular function (GO): inositol oxygenase activity; iron ion binding
Source: RefSeq, a predicted model, not a curated record